GAAAAGCCAUUGACAAAAUCUCUACAACGAGGAGAAGACCCCCAAUUUGAUCAAGUCAUCAGCUCAAUGAGCUCCCUUUCUGAGUACUGCCUGCCUUCCAUUCUGCGCACAUUAUUUGACUGGUAUAAAAGGCAAAAUGGUAUUGAGGAUGAAUCACAUGAAUACAGACCAAGAACAAGCAAUAAAUCAAAAAGCGAUGAACAGCAGCGAGAUUACUUAAUGGAAAGACGGGACCUCGCCAUUGAUUUUAUUUUUUCUUUAGUAUUAAUAGAAGUUUUGAAACAGAUUCCACUUCAUCCUGUAAUAGACAGUUUAAUACAUGAUGUUAUUAACCUGGCUUUCAAGCACUUUAAGUACAAAGAAGGGUACCUUGGUCCUAACACUGGCAAUAUGCACAUCGUGGCAGACCUGUAUGCAGAAGUCAUUGGAGUAUUGGCACAAGCUAAGUUCCCUGCUGUAAAGAAGAAAUUUAUGGCAGAGCUAAAAGAAUUACGGCACAAAGAGCAGAGCCCAUAUGUGGUUCAAAGCAUUAUCAGCUUGAUAAUGGGGAUGAAAUUCUUUCGAAUUAAGAUGUAUCCAGUGGAGGAUUUCGAGGCCUCUCUUCAGUUUAUGCAGGAAUGUGCACAUUUUUUCCUCGAGGUUAAAGACAAAGACAUCAAGCAUGCCUUGGCUGGGCUCUUUGUUGAAAUCCUUGUCCCAGUUGCUGCUACUGUUAAAAAUGAAGUAAAUGUUCCCUGCCUUAGAAACUUUGUGGAAAGCCUGUAUGAUACCACGCUGGAACUGUCUUCUCGAAAGAAGCAUUCCUUGGCCUUGUACCCUCUGGUGACCUGUCUGCUCUGUGUCAGUCAAAAGCAGCUGUUUUUGAACAGGUGGCAUGUUUUCCUCAACAACUGCUUAUCCAACCUUAAAAAUAAAGACCCCAAGAUGGCUCGAGUUGCACUGGAAUCUCUCUACAGAUUACUUUGGGUUUACAUGAUUCGAAUUAAAUGUGAAAGCAACACAGCUACUCAGAGCCGACUUAUAACCAUCAUCACAACACUCUUCCCCAAAGGGUCUCGUGGUGUGGUGCCAAGGGACAUGCCUCUGAACAUCUUUGUGAAGAUCAUCCAGUUCAUUGCCCAGGAACGUUUAGAUUUUGCAAUGAAAGAAAUCAUUUUUGAUUUUCUUUGUGUGGGAAAACCAGCAAAAGCUUUCAGUCUCAAUCCAGAGAGAAUGAACAUUGGUUUACGGGCAUUCUUGGUCAUCGCUGACAGCUUGCAGCAGAAAGACGGUGAACCUCCCAUGCCUGUUACAGGAGCCGUUCUCCCUUCAGGAAAUACUUUGAGAGUAAAGAAAACGUAUUUGAGUAAGACGCUUACUGAAGAGGAAGCCAAAAUGAUAGGAAUGUCCUUAUAUUACUCUCAAGUACGAAAAGCUGUGGACAACAUUUUAAGGCACCUUGACAAAGAAGUAGGAAGGUGUAUGAUGCUGACUAACGUCCAGAUGUUGAACAAAGAACCUGAAGACAUGAUCACGGGUGAGAGAAAGCCAAAAAUAGAUCUUUUCAGGACCUGUGUUGCUGCUAUUCCUCGACUGCUUCCUGAUGGGAUGUCAAAACUUGAACUUAUUGACUUGCUGGCUAGGCUGUCUAUCCACAUGGACGAUGAACUGCGACAUAUUGCACAGAAUUCUCUUCAGGGUUUACUUGUUGACUUCUCCGACUGGAGAGAAGAUGUGCUAUUUGGCUUCACUACCUUCCUGCUCCGGGAGGUGAAUGACAUGCACCACACCCUCCUGGACUCGUCCCUGAAGCUGCUGCUGCAGCUGCUCACCCAGUGGAAGCUGGUCACACAAACACAAGGGAAAGUCUAUGAACAAGCCAACAAGAUCAGAAAUUCAGAGCUAGUUCCAAAUGGCUCCAGCCACAGAAUUCAAACAGAACGAGGCCCUCACUGCAGCGUUCUCCACGCCGUGGAAGGGUUUGCUCUGGUUUUACUCUGCAGUUUCCAGGUGGCCACACGCAAACUGUCCGUUUUAAUACUCAAGGAAAUUCGAGCUUUAUUUGUUGCCCUGGGUCAGCCUGAGGAUGAUGACAGGCCGAUGAUCGAUGUCAUGGAUCAGCUAAGUUCUUCCAUUCUCGAGAGUUUUAUCCAUGUAGCGGUUUCAGAUUCAGCAACAUUACCGCUGACCCACAAUGUGGAUCUGCAGUGGUUGGUGGAAUGGAACGCAGUCCUGGUUAACAGCCAUUACGAUGUGAAGAGCCCUUCCCACGUCUGGAUAUUUGCACAGUCUGUCAAAGACCCCUGGGUUCUCUGCCUCUUCAGCUUCCUCCGGCAGGAGAACUUGCCCAAGCACUGCCCCACGGCCCUCAGCUAUGCCUGGCCUUAUGCCUUCACUCGGCUCCAGUCGGUCAUGCCUCUGGUGGACCCAAAUAGCCCAAUUAAUGCCAAGAAAACCAGCACUGCCGGCAGCGGAGACAACUACGUUACCUUGUGGAGAAAUUACCUUAUUCUUUGUUUUGGAGUUGCAAAACCCAGUAUUAUGAGCCCAGGACACUUAAGAGCUUCUACUCCAGAAAUAAUGGCGACCACCCCUGAUGGUACAGUGAGCUACGAUAACAAGGCUAUCGGCACCCCAUCGGUGGGAGUUCUGUUAAAGCAGCUGGUGCCUUUGAUGAGACUAGAGAGCAUUGAGAUCACAGAGUCGUUAGUUUUAGGAUUUGGAAGAACAAAUUCCCUUGUUUUCAGAGAAUUGGUAGAAGAACUUCAUCCAUUAAUGAAAGAAGCUCUGGAACGAAGACCAGAGAACAAGAAACGCCGAGAACGGCGAGACCUGUUAAGACUACAACUACUUCGAAUUUUUGAACUUCUGGCUGAUGCUGGUGUAAUAAGUGAUAGCACAAAUGGAGCCUUAGAACGAGAUACUUUAGCCCUUGGUGCUUUGUUCUUAGAAUAUGUGGACUUGACCCGUAUGCUCCUGGAAGCUGAAAAUGACAAAGAAGUUGAAAUUCUCAAAGAUAUCCGAGCACAUUUUAGUGCAAUGGUCGCCAACUUGAUUCAGUGUGUUCCAGUUCACCACCGAAGAUUUCUCUUCCCCCAGCAAAGCCUGAGGCACCAUCUUUUCAUAUUAUUUAGCCAGUGGGCAGGACCGUUCAGCAUUAUGUUUACUCCUCUGGAUCGGUACAGUGACAGAAAUCAUCAGAUUACAAGAUACCAGUAUUGUGCAUUGAAAGCAAUGUCAGCAGUGUUGUGCUGCGGCCCUGUCUUUGACAAUGUGGGACUUUCCCCAGAUGGCUACCUAUAUAAGUGGCUUGACAACAUUCUGGCUUGUCAAGAUUUACGAGUUCAUCAACUUGGCUGUGAAGUUGUCGUUUUGCUAUUGGAACUUAAUCCUGACCAAAUAAAUCUUUUUAACUGGGCAAUUGACCGAUGCUACACAGGUUCCUACCAACUUGCAUCUGGCUGCUUCAAGGCCAUAGCGACAGUGUGUGGAAGCAGGAACUACCCCUUUGACAUAGUGACAUUGUUAAACCUUGUUCUAUUCAAAGCCUCUGACACCAACAGAGAGAUUUAUGAAAUCUCCAUGCAGCUCAUGCAGAUCCUUGAAGCAAAGCUUUUUGUAUACUCAAAGAAAGUCGCCGAACAAAGACCUGGCAGUAUCCUCUAUGGAACGCACGGCCCGUUGCCACCCCUGUAUAGUGUGUCACUAGCCCUCUUGUCGUCUGAACUGGCCAGGAUGUAUCCUGAGCUCACUCUCCCCCUCUUCUCAGAGGUAAGCCAGCGAUUCCCCACGACGCACCCCAAUGGGCGUCAGAUCAUGCUCACCUACCUGCUGCCCUGGCUGCACAACAUCGAGCUGGUGGACAGCAGGCUCCUCCUCCCAGAGUCGAGCCCCAGCAGCCCAGAGGACGAAGUCAAGGACCGGGAAGGAGACAUGACCGCUUCUCACGGGCUGAAAGGGAAUGGCUGGGGCUCUCCGGAAGCCACAUCUCUGGUCCUAAAUAACCUCAUGUACAUGACGGCCAAGUAUGGGGAUGAAGUUCCUGGAUCAGAAAUGGAAAAUGCUUGGAAUGCACUAGCCAACAAUGAGAAAUGGAGCAACAACCUGAGGAUCACCUUGCAGUUCCUGAUCAGUCUGUGCGGGGUCAGCAGUGACACGCUUCUCCUGCCCUAUAUUAAAAAGGUGGCAAUAUACUUGUGCCGGAAUAACACCAUUCAAACCAUGGAAGAGCUUCUGUUUGAGCUGCAGCAGACUGAACCAGUGAACCCCAUUGUCCAGCACUGCGACAACCCUCCCUUCUACCGCUUCACGGCCAGCAGCAAGGCCUCUGCAGCAGCCUCUGGAACCACCUCCAGCAGCAACACAGUGGUUGCCGGCCAGGACAAUUUCCCAGAUGCGGAGGAGAGCAAGAUAUUGAAAGAAUCUGAUGAGAGGUGGGUGCACAAAUCUGGCUCACUAUCUAGUAUAACUUUCAGCAGUAGUCUAUACACAGACAUUAAUACAAGUUUGUGGGGUUUCCUAAAUGUCACACAUACUAAAAUCCUUUGUUUUUAGAAACACAGAG
Messenger RNA from Galeopterus variegatus (Sunda flying lemur), 4543 nucleotides. RefSeq names its product protein furry homolog. The record is from RefSeq and is a predicted model, not a curated record. The transcript has 33 exons. Gene Ontology annotation, biological process: neuron projection development; cell morphogenesis. Lineage: Eukaryota; Metazoa; Chordata; Mammalia; Dermoptera; Cynocephalidae. The annotation marks the transcript as partial. Gene Ontology annotation, cellular component: site of polarized growth; cell cortex.